UCUAAUGCUGUUUCUGCAAAUCCACCAGAGAUAAAGCAGCGGACUGCCACGUCCCAGCAAACGGACAUCCAUACCAUGUCUUUUCUUUGGUUAUCUAUUCAAGUAAAAAGAAGUUAAAAGACUUGAAGUCUCAAGAGUGACGUCACUUCUGCCUCCAGCCUCCAGCUGUGUGGUUUGGGAGCGGAUACAGACAUUUGGGAGCUGCUUUCUGGGAUUUCACUGUGGCUGCUUUUUGACCUAACAUCUCAACCUUUUCUCAAGAUCUUAUGGAUCAGUCGCUGCGCUUUCAAAGAACGUUUUGUCUGAAUCGUCUGGAGAACUAACUGGAGCCACAUGAAGAAUAAAGGAACUAAGCAGAAGUCCAAAAAGAAAGGAAGUGAAAAUGCAUUCGGCUGUGACCUGAUAGAACAUCUCCAGAGUUCAGGGCAAGAUGUUCCUCAGGUCCUGAAGAAGUGUGCAGAGUUUAUUGAGAAGCAUGGCGUUGUUGACGGGAUCUACAGAUUGUCGGGGGUCACCUCAAACAUCCAACGUCUCAGGCAGGAAUUCAGCUCUGAGGCGUGCCCUGACCUUACAAAGGAAGUGUACCUCCAGGACAUCCACUGUGUGGGUUCCUUAUGUAAGCUGUACUUCAGGGAGCUACCCAAUCCUCUGCUCACAUACGAGCUGUACAGCAAAUUCACUGAAGCUAUCUCUGUUCAUGGGGAUCUUGAGAGGCUUUUGCACAUCCAGAAGGCUAUCAAAGAACUGCCAACCCCUCAUUUAAGGACUCUGGAGUACCUAACCAAGCACUUGGCCCACCUUGCCACUUUAAGCAUUGAGACAAACAUGCAUACUCGUAAUCUGGCCCUGGUGUGGGCUCCAAACUUGUUAAGAUCGAAGGACAUUGAGGGUCCAGCUGGUAAUGGAGACAUGGCUUUCCAGGAGGUGCGGAAACAACAGUCGGUGGUUGAGUUUAUUCUAAACCACACAGACCAGAUCUUCAGUGGGGAUUCUCUGGAAAUAAAGCCAAUAGAAGGUUAUACCUCUGCAGGACCAAGUCUGGCAUGUGGGGAGAAGUAUGCAACACUUCCCAUCAGUGGGCAGGGCGGACCAAUGAAGCUGAUGAGUCUGGAAGAAGCUCAGGCCCGCUCUUUAAGUCCAAAUCAUCCUGUGCAUAAGGAACGUCAGCGUGAGAACAGUCUGCCUGAUACCAGCACUGCCACACUCUAUCACACUGUGAUUGACAUAUCAGAGAAGAGAAAGUUUUCUGGGAAAUCAAAAAGGUGGAAGUCUAUUUUCAACCUUGGAAAGGACUCAAAGGGAAAACUGAGCCGCAACGGCAGUGUGUUCAUAAGAGGACAGGGUAUUAUGGAAAAAGCAGCCCUUCGUCCGUCCAGGAGCAUGGAGUCGUUGUGCUCUUUACCGGCAGAUGAUGACAGAGGAGGAAGCAAUAGUCCAGCUGAUGGAUCCAGCGGUAUUUUCAUACAGGAUGUAAAAUCCAGAACACUGGGAUCUGACUCUCUCUAUGACCUGAGUGAGCACGACCAAAGCUGGGAGUUUAAAGGGAAGAAGACUGGUGGGGCCAGAGGCGGCUGGAGCCCUGGCAUGAACCAAAAGGACUCACCGGGAGCCUCUGCAGGAGCCUCGGCAGCCCCUCAAAAAGCCCUGCCAGAGCAACUUAAGGUCUUCAAAGGCGACGACCUCAGCAGCUGCAAGCCCACGUCUCCAAAGAACCGGAGGAUGUUGUACUCCGGCUCCUCUCAGAGCAGCUCUUCACGACCCUCGUUUCCAGGGAGCUUCUUCCCACUGGAGUCCUCACCAAGGCAUCAGCGCAGAGCCGUCAACAUAUCUGAGCCUUUUGCCGUGUCUGUGCCUCUUCGUGUGUCAGCCGUUAUCAGCUCCAACAGCACGCCAUGCAGGGUGCACAGCAAGGACAAAGCGGGUUCUCUGAAACCCUGCAAAGAGCCCUCAGAGCAGAGCAGCAACAGUGGGAAGAGCAACACUUUCCCCAAACUGGAACCUAAGAAGCAGGAAGGAACAGAAAAGACAACCCCAGAGGCGCUGACCUCUAGAAGGUCACCACAAGAUUCAACCAAAGAAGUGAUGCAGGACAGCCAAACAGAGAGGAGUCUUUGUGAACUGGAAGCACAGUCCCACACACAUAUGAGAGAAGACCAAGUACUGCCAUCUUCUGGAGAAGACGUGCACCAACAGCCUGCAGAUACACAACUGGAUGAUAAAUCUGUUACUGGGAAAGCAGUGUGGUCCGAUCUCCAAGAGUUAAAGAUAACUGAGCCAGAAAUUGACCUGGUGGAUGAGACUUUUAAACCAGUUUUCACCUCACCGAGCACUUGUGGGAACACAACGUUAUCAAUGGAUGUCAAAUCAAAGCGAAGUCGCAGUUCGCCCUCACUGUCUUUGCUGUGCAGGGAGAAUUCAUCAAAUACUUCUCUGAACGAGCACGUGUUUGUCGUUGGAUCUGGUUCCAAGAAGAAGCAACCCUCAGAGUCAGACCUUCUGUUUCAUCCUCGCAAUAACUCUGACAGUGCAAUCACUCAAAACGCCCAGCCUGCUGACAAGCUGGCUGGGAAACAAAAGCCCCUGCAGCUAAAAAUCCCUCCUGUAAGCAAAGACGACCGAACUCACAGCAAGCAGAUCCAACUUUCUGUGAAGGAAACCAGUUUGGAUCAUGCUAUAAAUCAUUUAACAAUAGAGGAUGCUCCUCAGGUCACAAGCUUCUCAGGCACAGACAGUACAGUCAGAAAAUCUCAGAAACAUGGAAUUCCUCAAGAGGAGAUGGAAAGCUGCCACGAUGGAGCGAAGAGGGGUGUAAUUGCGGUGAUGGAACCCAGCCAGAGGCUUUCGGUGUGUGUAGAAGAGAAACGUUACACCCUAGAGCUUUCACACCAAGAUGAUGAAGAGGGAUGUGGGGGGAACUUGGAGGAACUGGAAUUGGUGGAGUCCUGGGAAGAUCUGAACUCCACCAACCAGUGGGUUACCAGUCCUCUCCACUCACCGGAUGUGGAGGAGUUUUUCAGUCACCUGUCACCCUUCCAUUCAAAUGGAGAAAAUCUCAGCUCAGAGGUUUCUCCUUCGGCCAACGGUAACAACCGAUCCCUCAGCAAGAGCACUGAGGACUUCUCAGGAAACCUUUCUCAAAGUACCAGUGCUAACCCAGAUCCUAAAACGACCAUUUUUCCAUCACUGCCAACGCAAAUUAGUUCAAACAACAAUAACAUAACACAGCAACAAACAGUAAAGUGCAACACAACAAAACAGAAGAAUACAGUGUCAUCUCAGAGGUCUAACAGACCAGUUCCUAAUGAGGCAGCUCCGUCUGAGAAACGAGAGGGGAAUUAUCAAUCUAAACACAGGCCCUAUUCUCUGAACUUAGACCUGGGCCAUCGAUGCAUAAGAGAUAUUUCUAAUCAACAACACCGUAAGUCAUCAGAGUUUUCUUCAUGUCAGAGAGGAUUGGGGGAGUCAUACGGAACUGUAAGCAAAGGACACUCGGAGUUGGAGCUCUUUCUAAAUGACCGGCAGGCGCCUCUCCGUCGAAACUCUGCCCCGGUCAGCGUCUCAUCGGUGCGGACCGCGUUCAUGAUCAAAACAUGCCAGGCUAAAGCCGUGCCCGUCAUCCCACCCAAGGUGCAGUACAGCCAGAUACCGCAGUCCAGACAGGAGAACAAUUCCAACACGGUGAAGAAGCAAGAGAAGGAGUGUCCUAAAGUGAGUGUGGAGACAUGCAACGCUGCACCUCUUUCUUCCAAGAUUUCAGAUCUAAAAGAGGAGCUGGAGAAUAAAAAGCCUGGUGUAAAACAACAAAAACACCAAAGUGCUGAGAAAUCGGCGGAAUCUGUGAAAACUUCAUCCCCUCCAGAACUGCCGGUCAUCACCAGGAGACAAACCCCGAGUCUGGAAGUGUUUGUGGAUGUUCCCAGGCCCAACAGAGGGAACGUGUUGCAGAGACCGUCCUUUAGGAGCCGACAGAGACCUCAGAGUCUCAUUCUGCUCAGCCCGCCUUUCCCCAUCAUGGACUACCCACCGUCAGGGGAGGACGGGAAGCACCUCUCAUCCAUGAAAAGCCUGAAUGAGACAUCGGCAGUGAAUGUCUUUUCUAAAGAGCUGGGAGAGAAUUUUAGGACGCCUGAGGGGAUAGCUCUUCAAAAUAAAAUGACUAUUCCAAAAAGUGGACAGAGACUGGAAACAUCAACCAGUUGCUUCUACCAGCCCCAGAGAAGAUCCAUGAUAUUUGACAGCAGGAGCCACAGGCAGAUCGAGUGACUGCAAAGACACUUUCUGGCUCUGAGAAUAAGUCUCAACAUGUAAAUAGAUGCAUAUGAAAAUGUAUGAAAAAUCUUAGUGUCGAAGUUGAAAAGUCAACAGGAUGUCAAACAGUUGAAUUUAAUUAUUUGUGAUUCACACAGUUCUUGAAAUAUGAAGUAAAAAUGUAAGUCUUAAAACAGGAAGAGGUGGUUCUGAUAUACAGGACUGACUCAGAAAAUUAGAAUAU
This is a messenger RNA of Cololabis saira (Pacific saury), 4492 nucleotides long. RefSeq names its product Rho GTPase activating protein 31 (gene arhgap31). Bases 334 to 4263 code for a protein of 1309 amino acids. Gene Ontology annotation, biological process: small GTPase-mediated signal transduction. The record is from RefSeq and is a predicted model, not a curated record. Gene Ontology annotation, molecular function: GTPase activator activity. The transcript has 12 exons. NCBI's taxonomy places the organism in Eukaryota, Metazoa, Chordata, Actinopteri, Beloniformes, Belonidae.